AUGUCAUAUCCACAGUUUGGAUAUCCGUACUCGUCUGCACCCCAGUUCCUGAUGACCACCAAUUCUUUGACCACUUGCUGCGAAUCUAGCGGCAGGACUCUUUCUGAUUCCGCUGUAGCAGCUUCUGCCCAAACGCCAGUUUAUUGCCCGGUUUAUGACAGCAGACUUCUGGCCACUGCCAGACAUGAGCUUAGCUCAGCAGCGGCUCUGGGCGUAUAUGGGAACCCCUACACAACCAGUCAAGGUUACGGGAACUACGUUACUUAUGGUACCGAUGCAUCCGCUUUCUACUCUCUGGGUACGUUUGACACAAAAGAAGGAACAGCGUCUGCGCAUGCGGGGAUCACUCAAGCUGCUGCUUACUAUCCUUACGAUCCUACCUUGGGGCAGUAUCAAUACGACAGAUAUGGAUCGAUGGAUGGAGGAACAAGAAGGAAAAAUGCAACUCGUGAAACUACGAGUACAUUGAAAGCCUGGCUCCAGGAGCACCGGAAAAACCCCUAUCCCACCAAAGGAGAAAAGAUCAUGCUGGCUAUCAUCACAAAGAUGACCCUCACACAGGUCUCCACGUGGUUCGCGAAUGCCAGGAGGAGACUCAAAAAGGAGAACAAGAUGACAUGGCCCCCAAGAAACAAAUGUUCCGAUGAGAAGAGAUAUGACGAUGAGGAAGAGGUGUCUCAAGAGGAACAAAUCAAAAGCGAGAACAACGACGAUGAGAACCGCAGUGGUGAAGAUAAAGAUCUACAACUAAGUGAUCUGGAUGAUUUCGACACCAUUGAGUCGGAAAGCUCUGAAUGUGAGCUGAAGCACCAGUUUCAUAUGAACACUCACAUGGCAACAACUGAGUGUACAAAUGAUCACCUUAAGGAAACGCCCUUAAAGAUAUCCAUCCCGAUUUCCCUCGAAGCUGAACAGGACUUGGCCAAAAGUUGCUUGAAAGCCGUUCCGGAAGAUUGUGAAGACGAUGUCACGAACAACAGACCGUCAAAAACGUGUUUCCAACAAGGCCACCAAAUACUAGAAAGUAAACCUAGAAUAUGGUCUCUGGCCCAGACUGCCACUUCUUUAAACCAAACUGAAUAUCCAUCAUGCAUGCUCAGAUGUCAACCGACCAUGCCCUCUUCCCCGGCGGCGUCCUCUCCUGUGAACAUUGACAGACAACAGGAUUCGCCGGUCGCCACACUUAGAAACUGGGUAGACGGGGUAUUCCACGACCCUUUAUUUCGACAUAGCACUUUGAAUCAGGCAUUGACCAAUACUACAGUUUCUUGGAGCACGACCAAAGGUGCUAUACUGGAGACAGGUUCCCUCGGACGCUCAGUUGGAAACACGAUUAAGGGACAUAUUCCUUCUUUACAGCAUCAAGAUUCUAAUAAGGAUAGUAUGUCCUUCCCGAAAACGGGGAACAAAAUGUAUUGCGCUUAACAAACCAAAACGCCGCGUGAAAGACUGAAGAAUAGGUUACUCUGGGAUGUACUCUUGAGAACGAAAAAUAAUAAAUGCAUUUCCUGAAUACGAGAUGUCUUCGG
Messenger RNA from Conger conger (European conger), 1529 nucleotides. RefSeq names its product iroquois homeobox 4a (gene irx4a). Bases 1 to 1425 code for a protein of 474 amino acids. The transcript is spliced from 5 exons. Gene Ontology annotation, biological process: regulation of transcription by RNA polymerase II; neuron differentiation; cell development. Gene Ontology annotation, molecular function: DNA-binding transcription factor activity, RNA polymerase II-specific; RNA polymerase II cis-regulatory region sequence-specific DNA binding. Lineage: Eukaryota; Metazoa; Chordata; Actinopteri; Anguilliformes; Congridae. The record is from RefSeq and is a predicted model, not a curated record. Gene Ontology annotation, cellular component: nucleus.